GCUGCGCGCCUGCGGGCCAGCCUCCGGUCACGUGACGGCGGCCCAGGUGAGCACCGCUUCCGGGGUCGGGAGCCUGCUUUGCCGCCGGCUCCGGCUUCCACUCCGUCGGGUGCACGGGAGAAGGAGACUAUGGCGUCCUCCUCUGUCCCGCCGGCCACCGUACCGGCGGCGACAGCGACCCCGGGCCCGGGUUUCGGCUUCGCCUCCAAAACCAAGAAGAAGCAUUUCGUGCAGCAGAAGGUGAAGGUGUUCCGGGCGGCCGACCCGCUGGUGGGCGUGUUCCUGUGGGGCGUAGCCCACUCGAUCAAUGAGCUCAGCCAGGUGCCUCCCCCCGUGAUGCUGCUGCCAGACGACUUUAAGGCUAACUCCAAGAUCAAGGUCAACAAUCACCUUUUCCACAGGGAAAAUCUGCCUAGUCAUUUCAAGUUCAAGGAGUAUUGCCCCCAGGUCUUCAGGAACCUCCGUGAUCGAUUUGGCAUUGAUGACCAAGAUUACCUGGUAUCCCUCACCCGAAGUCCCCCCAGUGAAAGUGAAGGCAGCGACGGUCGCUUCCUUAUCUCCUACGAUCGAACUCUGGUCAUCAAAGAAGUAUCCAGUGAGGACAUUGCUGAUAUGCAUAGCAACCUCUCCAACUACCACCAGUACAUUGUGAAGUGCCAUGGGAACACACUGCUGCCCCAGUUCCUGGGGAUGUACCGGGUCAGCGUGGACAAUGAAGACAGCUACAUGCUUGUGAUGCGUAACAUGUUUAGCCACCGUCUUCCUGUGCACAGGAAGUAUGACCUCAAGGGCUCCCUAGUAUCCCGAGAAGCCAGCGAUAAGGAAAAGGUUAAAGAACUACCCACCCUUAAGGAUAUGGAUUUUCUCAACAAGAACCAGAAGGUUUAUAUUGGUGAAGAGGAGAAGAAAGUAUUCCUAGAGAAGCUAAAGAGAGAUGUGGAGUUCCUAGUGCAGCUGAAGAUCAUGGACUACAGCCUUCUGCUGGGCAUCCACGACAUCAUUCGGGGCUCUGACCCAGAGGAGGAGGGGCCUGUGCGGGAGGAGGAGUCAGAGGGGGAUGGGGACUGUGGCCUGACAGGACCACCCGCUCUGGUGGGCUCCUAUGGCACCUCCCCUGAGGGUAUCGGCGGCUACAUCCAUUCUCAUCGGCCCCUGGGCCCUGGAGAGUUUGAGUCCUUCAUUGACGUCUACGCCAUCCGGAGUGCUGAGGGGGCCCCCCAGAAGGAAGUGUAUUUCAUGGGUCUCAUCGACAUCCUGACACAGUAUGAUGCCAAGAAGAAAGCAGCUCAUGCAGCCAAAACUGUCAAACAUGGGGCUGGGGCAGAGAUCUCUACUGUCCAUCCUGAGCAGUAUGCUAAGCGAUUCCUGGAUUUCAUUACCAACAUCUUUGCCUAAGAGACUGCCUGACUCCAUGCUGACUGCUGCUUUAUCUUCAAGGUGAUGGGGGAAGGGGGUUACUUGCCAACUUCAGGACCUGACUGGACAGAUGGACCUGGCUCAAGCAACUACUCUGGAUGCACUUUGCUAUGUGGGAUGAACUAAGAGUAUCUGAAUUUUGCUGAUAACUUUAUAGAACUCACUGUGGCAUGCUUCCUUCCCAGUAGGCCCUGGGAUGGAGGACUUUCAAGAUACUACAGUUGUGGGUGCUGGCAUGCACACAUGUGAUGGGAUAUGGCCCAUCUUACACACUAAUGGGGUGGGGAGUGGCAAGCCGGCUGGCACCUCACAGAGGUGGGACCCACGAGGACGCUUGAAAUUAUGCAGGGAAUUGGAAAAGGUGUCUGUCAAGAAUUGACUCCUCUCCAGUCUCUUCCCUCACCCUACUUCCAACCCCCACCCCUGUACUUCUGGGUACAAGAGGCCAGAGAUGGCCAAAGUGUUCAAGCCUGGGUGAAGACAUUGGACUGUUACUGCUCUUCACCAGGACCUCACACCCCUCCUGGGGCUGAAAUCCUUCAGUGGGGGGUGUGGGCAGUUUUGGAGGCUGGGAUGAUGGGCCAGGGUAAAAGGUUCGUUCCCAGUGCUAAAUUUCCUCUCUUCAUGUCUAGCCAUUCCUGAGGUUUUAUUCCCAGCAGAAGGGAAUAUCUCCACCUGGGUCAAUCCUGGUCAUUUCAAGAGGAUGAAGGACUCAAGUGUGGGAUCCUCCUCUACUCCUUGGAGGUGUGCACCUAGCAUACUUCCUUCUCAGUCCCUUCUCAAAUCCUUUCUCCAGUUGGAUUUGUUAUUCUGUUCUUUUCUGUCUCAUACUGCUACUGUGUCUUCCAAGGGACAGAUGGACUUCUUUGUCAUCUUCACUCUCUACCCCAAGAGAGGAGUCAGAGCCAGAACUCCAAUCACCCAGCCCCCUCCAAAGAGUUGAAAUGACAUGUGAUAGUCUCAGAAUGUAGAGGACUCUGAUGACCCAGAUAGUGUCCUCCCCACCCCCUGAUGCCUUUGGGGCUAAGGCAACCUUUCUUGCUACUCUCCACUCGAUCCCCUUUAUGGCUUCCAUGCUUUUUCUUAACAUAAAGAUGGGCACUAACAACUGGCCUGUGGGGGUGCAAGGGUUCUUUGCACUGUAUAUAGCUGGGCUGAUUUGUCUCACAAGAAGUCAUACAGUCAUAAAGGAGAAUUCCUCUCUCCCCUCCAUCUUCUCCAAAGGGAGUAACAAGAGGAAUCCACAGUUAAGGAUUAGAGCCCCUAUAAUAUCUUCCCCAUCAGGGCCCCGCUGAUCUUUUUCAUUCCAGCCGUCUACCUUUCCCCUGUUGAAUGCAAUAAAACUCCAUGACACCAGCAGCUGUCGCUCUUUAGAAAUUGGUUUUCUGACCAUGUGGCUGAUGUAUCAUGAGCAGUAUGGUCUUCAUUUGUUGCUUCUGUUUUUCAUCUUUUUUGUUUUAUUAAUUAAUAAAAAAGAUCUUGUGUAUUUACUCCCAUUACUGUCACUAUAUAGGAAAUAAACUAUUGAAUCCAUA
Messenger RNA from Odobenus rosmarus divergens (Pacific walrus), 2951 nucleotides. RefSeq names its product phosphatidylinositol-5-phosphate 4-kinase, type II, gamma (gene PIP4K2C). NCBI's taxonomy places the organism in Eukaryota, Metazoa, Chordata, Mammalia, Carnivora, Odobenidae. Gene Ontology annotation, molecular function: phosphatidylinositol kinase activity. Bases 130 to 1395 code for a protein of 421 amino acids. Gene Ontology annotation, biological process: phosphatidylinositol metabolic process. The transcript has 11 exons. The record is from RefSeq and is a predicted model, not a curated record.